AUGGUGCAGCAUACAAAGCAUUUGGACAUAUCUAAAAUACUACAAGUGGCUGAAUCGUUGGAGGAAAUUCUGUGUCGCUGUUUUGGUCCAGGAGGAGGACAGGUUCUCUUUAUUAAAUCCACUGGCGAGCUUAUCAUUACCAAAGAUGGAAAAAGCAUACUUGAGUAUCUCUUACUGGAUCACCCUAUUGCAAGAGUAAUUGUCAACUGUGCUUCCAAGCAUUACAGUGUUACCGGAGAUGGAGUGAAAUCAUUUGUUUUACUGCUGUGUGCUUUCCUCAGAGAAAUCCAGAGAACAACUGAAAAAACCAGGACCUAAUUUUAUCUGGGAAUUCGACAUUAAAAGCGAGAUAUAAAAGUAAAUGCCAUGUGUUAAGAAGAAUAAGCAAUAUGCUAUUGAUUUUCCAGAGCACAGUGCUAGAGCCCAUUAUAAAAAAGUGCCUAAGACCACACUUUCUUUCCAUGUACACAAACAUGAAAGGAAAUGUUACAUUGUGCAGAGCAUCUCUGCAGCAAACACUGGAUACAUACUUUUCUGGAAGAAAUUUGUGUAACAACCAGGGGAUUCUUAGUAGACUGGCCUGUGAUUAUCUGUUUAAAUGUUUAUUUUGUGUUGAUGACAUUCUGGAAGUAGUCGGCUUUGUGGACAGAUGCUUCUCUGAGCUUCACACACAAGCUCCAGGAUUUCCAGUUGAUAAUUCCAGGAUUCUGCCAGGCCUUGUACUUCAUCGGGAUUUUUUCAGUAUACUGUCCAGCAGAGGGAGACCUACAAGCACUUAUAGUGACAGACCAAAUCCAUCAGUCUCUUUCUGCAUCAGGCAUCGGCUUUGUUGUUUCUUCACAUAUUCAGCUUCAAAUCUCCCAGCAGCAACUGGAGCAAAGGACUGAAAAUAUAAUGAAACAAUUUCAGAAAAAUAAAAUCAAGCUGAUAUUAUCAGUUGUUAAACAACAUGAAAUUGUUUCUUUCUAUGCUAAACUGCAUGGCAUAUCUAUAGUGGAAUGUAUACCAUCAGAAGAGAUCGAUCUGCUUUUCACAGCCACUGGAGCGACUCCUGUGUCUACAGAGCUCAAUGAUCAUCUUCAGAAUAACUCUUUUCUGGUACAGUCUUGUCAGUCAGUUUUAAUUGGUGACAAAAAGUAUGUACAGCUUGUUUUCAGUGGUUCAUUGGCCUUCAAACCACACAGCAUUGUGUUGUAUGGGCCUGUCAGAGGUCUGAGUGAGCAGAUUGCUUCAUCUUUUCAUGGGGCUUUUAAAAUGCUUAAACAGUUAUUCCAGCCAGUAGAUGCCAGUUGGGAACAGCCACUAAAUAAUCCAGACUUUUGUUUACCAAAUAGAAGAGUGUCCCUAGAAGAACAAAGAGUAACUUGUAGCAAUUGCCAGAAUGACUCAGACUGCUGUGACUGCCGUCUGCAAAGAAUGGAUCAAUACACUCAUAUGCACUGCACACACAGUGUACCAGGAGACAUUUCAGAACAGACAUUACAAGAACCGACAUAUAGCUUAAGAACAUGUUCCCAGUUCUGUACAGGUAUUCAUACAUGUUUACAUCAGCUGGAACAAAGCCUUCAGGAAGCAGUGGAAGCAGAACCUGCAAGAUGUUUAGUGAUUCUUAAAUCAAGAUCAAAAUUACCUGUAGAUGUCACAUCACAUAAACAGGUUAUAUCUACAAAUAGGUAUACAAAUAUCGGACUAGUAUUACCAAGUGGGGGACUGUUUGAAAUUUUAUUGAGUCAUCAUCUCCACAAUUUUGCCAAAACGUGCCAGGAGGCAGAGCUUGCAAUGAUUUGUACUACUUUUGGAGAAGCCCUCUUAAGUAUUCCCAAACACAUCUACAAAGCUAAGAAGGAAAGUUUUCCACUUGUAUAUAAACACUGUCUUGAUGCAUUAAAAAAGAAAGAGACAAUAGACGUAACCCAGACAGGUCUUGAAUCAGUGUCUUGCAAAUACCAAUUGAUGGCUUCAGUGCUCCAGUGCAUUACUAAGCUUGUGACAAUAGAUUUAAUAAUUGGUAUCAAGAAAGUACCUCAGAGUGUUUCCAGUGAACAAACAAAUGAGGAUAUAUGCCUUCUUACAUGCUAA
Staurois parvus is the source of this 2079-nucleotide messenger RNA. NCBI's taxonomy places the organism in Eukaryota, Metazoa, Chordata, Amphibia, Anura, Ranidae. The record is from the annotation of a GenBank genome assembly.